Salvia miltiorrhiza (redroot sage) is the source of this 816-nucleotide messenger RNA. Its product is annotated as cell wall protein RBR3-like. The transcript is spliced from 2 exons. Gene Ontology annotation, cellular component: nucleus. NCBI's taxonomy places the organism in Eukaryota, Viridiplantae, Streptophyta, Magnoliopsida, Lamiales, Lamiaceae. Gene Ontology annotation, molecular function: transcription cis-regulatory region binding; DNA-binding transcription factor activity. Gene Ontology annotation, biological process: positive regulation of DNA-templated transcription. Bases 1 to 816 code for a protein of 271 amino acids. The record is from RefSeq and is a predicted model, not a curated record.
AUGAUUAAGAAAGAGAAGGAAAAGGAAGAAAGAGAAGAGGUGGGAAAAGGUGCUGCAGCCAUGCCCAUUGGCUGGGCAGCCGAAAGGCCACCCCCUUUCCCCACGCAAAGCAGCAGCAGCAGCAGCUCCUCCCCCCCCAUUGGGCAGCAGCCGAAGAGCCGCACGCCACCUCCACAGCACGGCAGCAACAGCGGCAGCAGAGCAGCAGCAGCUCCUCCAUUGGGCGAGCAGCUGAAACGCCUCCCCCUCUCCCACGCCACCCAAUGCCAGCCAGAGCUGCCACCCUUCGGCACUCAAGGUUUGAGAAUUCGUGAUCACGAUCUGCCCCAAUCGGCAGCGCCAGCUGCCAAAUCACAUCCGUCAUCAGCAACGGGAUCACCUUAUUCUCGGCCAGUUGGAUCUCCGACGGUGUCCGCUUCUCCCCGCCGAAGAACGGCUGGUGCAGUAUCAGCCCUCGGAUCCUCAUCGGGGCGGCGGAGCCACCUUCAGAAGCAGAAGCACAUGGAGGAGCUGAUGGCGCAAGUGGCCGAGCUCCACCGCCAGAACCACCAGAUCCUCACCAGCCUCCGCGCCACCACGCAGCACCAUGUCGCCGUCGAAUCCGAGAACGCCGCUUCAGAUCUAGGGUUUCCACAGCAAAACCCCCUAGCUCCGCCGCCAGAACCACCAGAUCCUCACCAGCCUUCGCGCCACCCACCGUCGUCCGACCCCAUCCUCUAUUGCCUGCGCCAGAUCUGCCGUUCAGUGGGUAGCUCAUGGCCGCGCCAGAUCUGCCCAGCCGCUGCAACGACUCCGGCGAGGCGAAUUGGAAUUUAG